Notechis scutatus (mainland tiger snake) is the source of this 2203-nucleotide messenger RNA. It is a transcript of the gene HGD, whose product is annotated as homogentisate 1,2-dioxygenase. Gene Ontology annotation, molecular function: homogentisate 1,2-dioxygenase activity. Gene Ontology annotation, cellular component: cytoplasm. The record is from RefSeq and is a predicted model, not a curated record. Lineage: Eukaryota; Metazoa; Chordata; Lepidosauria; Squamata; Elapidae. Gene Ontology annotation, biological process: L-phenylalanine catabolic process.
UUCUUGGACUUUCUCACUUGCAGAAUAGCUUGGUUGCCAUCGUGCUAUUUUAACUUUCUCCAGCUGCUGCUAAAAGAAAAUAAUUUUGGAGAGCAUUUUGGCAGUCAUUUGACCAAACACACUUAGUUUUUGUAAUGGCCUCAGGAAUGAUAAGAAACAUGGAAGAAACAAGAGAGUUAAAGUACAUGUCAGGAUUUGGUAAUGAAUUCAGCUCUGAAGAUCCACGCUGCCCUGGAGCUUUACCAGAAGGACAGAAUAAUCCUCAGGUCUGCCCGUAUGGUCUGUAUGCUGAACAGCUCUCAGGUUCAGCUUUUACCUGUCCACGAUCCUCCAAUAGGAGAAGCUGGCUAUAUAGAAUUCUGCCUUCUGCUUGCCAUAAGCCCUUCCAGCCUAUUGAUCAGGGUCAUCUGACACACAACUGGAAUGAAACUGAACCCGAACCCAACCAGUUGAGAUGGAAGCCAUUUGAGAUCCCUACAAUCCUUCAAAAAAAGUUGGACUUUGUAACUGGACUAUAUACUUUGUGUGGUGCUGGUGAGCCAAAGUCAGGGAAUGGGCUGGCAAUUCACAUCUUCAUCUGUAACAACUCCAUGAUUAACAGAUGUUUUUGUAAUUCCGAUGGAGACUUUCUGAUUGUACCACAGCAAGGCAAACUGCUCAUCACUACAGAGUUUGGCAAGCUGCUAGUGGAACCAAAUGAGAUCUGUGUCAUUCAGAAAGGAAUGCGUUUUAAUGUGGAAGUAUUUGGAGAAACUCGAGGCUAUAUCCUAGAAAUAUAUGGUGUACAUUUUGAGUUGCCUGAUUUAGGACCUAUUGGAGCCAAUGGAUUAGCUAAUCCACGAGACUUCCUUGUGCCGGUCGCCUGGUACGAAGAAGGCCAAACAGCUGAGGGUUACUCAGUGAUCACCAAGUACCAAGGGAAACUCUUUGAGGCAAAACAGAACUGCUCUCCCUUCAACGUUGUGGCUUGGCAUGGGAAUUAUACACCGUACAAGUACAAUCUCAGCAAUUUCAUGGCCAUAAAUUCUGUGGCUUUUGAUCAUGCAGAUCCUUCCAUCUUUACUGUCUUAACUGCAAAAUCAAACCGUCCUGGAGUGGCAAUUGCAGAUUUUGUUAUAUUUCCACCCCGCUGGGCUGUGGCCAACAACACUUUCCGUCCACCUUAUUAUCACAGGAACUGUAUGAGUGAAUUUAUGGGCUUGAUCAAAGGGAGGUAUGAAGCAAAGGAACAAGGAUUUUUACCAGGAGGAGUCACCCUGCAUAGCAUGAUGAUACCGCAUGGACCAGAUGCUGAAUGUUUUAAGAAGGCCAGCACAAGCAAGCAGGAGCCUGAGAAAAUUGCAGAGGGAACUAUGGCCUUCAUGUUUGAAUCUUCCCUUAGCUUGGCUGUGACCAAGUGGGGGCUGAAAACCACCUUGGAUAAGAAUUACUACAAAUGUUGGGAAGCGCUGAAAAUCAAUUUUAAUGCCAAAUGUAAAUGAAGAUACCAUAAGUAUCCACAUCCAAUUUCUUCAUUCCCAAGUAGUUCAAGAAAAUCAUGGAACAAUAUCUUAACCAUUUUGUAUAAACAUCUGAAAGAAUGAAUGUCUAGCAUCUGAAAAAUUAAAAUCACUAAUGUGAACUGUUGAUGUAAAACUGUCCAUUAUGAAAUUGGAAAUAUCUGUAACAUCUUUUAUGAGGUGAUUUCUCAGGCACAUAAUAUAUCAUUGAGCUCUAGAGUGAGAAAUUGCCAUUUAGGGAGGGAUGCAUAAUCUCUCAUUUUGAGACAAAUCUAUGUUUAUGUUCAGUUGAAUUCUCUACACAACACAGCAGAUAUUUCUGCUGCCCAUCUCUUUUGCAAAAUAAAAUAGCUGUAAUUUAUGUUUCAUCAGGACAGAAUGCAAUUAACUCACCAGGCUCAUUUUCAGGGCUACUAGUCCACUUCGUUUUUAUGAAAAAGCACAGAGGCUAGAAAGAAAAACUGGUGGUGGUGGGGGAGUAAAAGAGAGAAACAGCAUCUUUUUGGUUCUUCUUGGAACAUGUAUGGUUUGCUGAAACAGUAAAUCAAAAAUCAAAAUUCAGAGAAAAAGGUGCUAUGGCCCAAAAUUGCAGAAAAGGUGGAUUGGAAAGGAUCAGGAGAGAGAAAGGAGAAAGACAGAGUCUGAAUGGCAGACCGAAAUGUAAUGGGGGAAUGUGGAGAGAGAAGCGGUAUCAGGAACAUAUG